Messenger RNA from Vigna angularis (adzuki bean), 2437 nucleotides. Its product is annotated as UV-stimulated scaffold protein A homolog. The transcript has 2 exons. Gene Ontology annotation, cellular component: chromosome. The coding region runs from base 188 to 2134 and encodes 648 amino acids. The record is from RefSeq and is a predicted model, not a curated record. NCBI's taxonomy places the organism in Eukaryota, Viridiplantae, Streptophyta, Magnoliopsida, Fabales, Fabaceae. Gene Ontology annotation, molecular function: RNA polymerase II complex binding. Gene Ontology annotation, biological process: transcription-coupled nucleotide-excision repair; response to UV.
CGACCUAUAUUGUGAACAUUUCUGAAACGACAGCCGUUUCAUCGAACAGAACCUUCGAGGCCUCGACGACGUAGCGCGCAAGCCAAUCUCAGAAAAGGUGGAAGAUAGCGACAUAUAUAAAUUAGGGUUUUUUCAAAUUCAGAUAUAGAAGGAACGGAACGGAACCGUGAGUUUGAGAUUGGGACUCAUGGAUACGGAGGAAGGAGGGCACGGGAAGGGAACGAAGGUGAUAUCUUUGAUUGAGAAGGCCACCAACUCUACCGUGCCGGAGGUCGAUCCCCGUCUCCUUGAGGCCAUUAAAACGGUGGUUCGAUAUUCCGAUUCGGAGCUCCGCGUCGCAACCGUAACCCUCAUGGAUCUCAUGAAGCGCGACCACGCUCAGGUCCGGUACCUUGCACUUCUAAUAAUUGAUGAACUCUUCAUGCGUUCAAAGCUUUUUAGGACCCUUGUUGUUGAGAACAUGGAUCAGUUGCUGAGUUUGAGUGUUGGAUUCAGGCGAAACGUGCCUCUUCCUGCUCCACCAGCUGUUGCGACUGUUUUACGUUCUAAGGCCAUUGAAUUCUUGGAGAAGUGGAAUGUGACGUUUGGGGUUCAUUACAGACAGCUCAGAUUGGGUUAUGAUUAUCUGAAGAAUACACUCAGGCUCCAAUUUCCUAACAUACAAGCUAACGUGGAGCGGGUUCGGCAGGAGAGAAUGGAAAGGGAGAGGAGGUCAAAGGAGAUUUUACUGAGCAAGUAUGAAUCUUUGAAAGAGAAUUCAUCUACAAUAAAGGCAGGGAUUUUAUCUACGAUGGAUGAGAUUGAUGAGUGUUUGGACAUUUUGCAUGCAAAACAGGAGGAGUGUGUGUCAGAUGAUAUAUUGGACAGCGACGAACACGGUGACUUUCAUUCUUUGGAGCUGCAGCAGCUUCGUCUUGAAGCAUUAAAAGAAGGGGAGAAGGUUUAUGAGAACAGUGAUAACACAGUGGUUUUUGACACAUUGAGGGAGCUAUACAAACUUCUGGUGGCAAAGCACUUGAUUACUAUCCAAGAGUGGAUUUCUGUUUUAGUAAGAGUCGAAGUAGCCGACAAUAGAUUCAGAGAUUCCAUUUUGAAAGAGUUCAUUGAUAUCCGAAAUCGUCUAAAAUCAGUUAAAAGUAAAUGUGAAGAGGCUGGUUGUUUGCUCGUAAACUCAUCAAAACACGAUGCGGAAGAUUUUUGGGAGGAGGGUAACGUUGUAUCUAUGGAAAGCUCAUCUAGCAUACCAAAUGAUAAAAAUAAACAUCUUGAUGCCCAUAAAAUGAAUAAUGGAAAUCAUGGUUUUCACAGUAACGGGUCUAAUGGCUCUGAAACUGACAGCCUUCGUCAUCAGGGACAUGAAGUUGAGUCAGACCCUGAGAGGAGUAAACUUAUAGCCGAAGCUCCCGUGGUACAAUGGAGUUCUUACUUGGAUAACUGGGGUUCAAACAGGGUUUUCAUGGCUAACCAGCGGGGUUUGGAGCUUGAUAGUCACUGGGGUAGGGUGGAUGCUGAUGCAGUUAUUCCAGCAGAUAAAAUUGCCGAGCUGAAUGUUCACGCAAUGCCUUAUGAAGAAAAGAAAGUUGAAAUCCAACCAUGCCUGGCUCCUUUGAAAAAAGGAGGAUUGUGCCAGAGAAGAGACAUGAAACUUUGUCCAUUUCAUGGACCUAUCAUUCCUCGAGAUGACAAAGGGACGCCACUCAGCCAGAGCUCUUUAGAAGACGUGAAUAUGGAUUUAGGGACUGAUCUAGUGGAGCAGUUAGCCAAACAAGCGGUGAAAAAUAUUCGUGAGAGAGACCAAGAGGGGGCAAAGAAGAGAGAAAUUGAUAAACAGUCGCUGAAACGUGCAAAACUAGCAAAAAUUAGGGAACACAAUGUAGCUGUUUUACGGGAUGCUGCUUUGGCUUCUACUUCACGAUCAGCCACGCUUGGAGGAGAUGGGGACUUAACUAAUGAAGAUAAACUAUCUGCCAAAGACAAGAAACAAAGUCUUGCUUCUAUGCUGCGAAAGAAAGUAACAUCAAAAGAUAGAAUAGCCGAGAAGCUUUUAAGUUCGCGUGCAAGGGUUGCUUCAGAUAGGCAGCAUGUGUCAAAUCAGGAUGCCAAAUAUAGAGAAGCGUUCCCAAAUCAAUGGUAAACUGGGCAGAAUCUUUGUUAAGCUUGUCUGAUUACUCUGAAGUCCGAAUCAUACUUCAGAUUUUGGGUAAAGCCAUGCCUGUUAGUCAUGGGGCUGGUUAGUAAGUAAAAUAAAACAAAACAAACUACAUCUAUUCUUUGUAGACAGAAUUAUAAGGACCAGCUUGGCUGCAAGGGAUAAAUUGAAGCAGUUGCUGGUCAGUUCUCGUGUUUUAUAUUUUUAAAUUUAUUUCGCUCAUUUUCUGUAAAAUCGUUUGUCAUAACGGUAGAUGCCAGAGGUUACAUGUUCGACAAUCACGCCAAA